AUCGAAAAUGUGGAAAGCGGAUGCGGGCAGAAUUCAACAGUUCACAACUUUUUAAUUUUAAUUAAUUACACUUUAUUCAAUAUGAACCUGACAUGUUUGUAGGAACUGCUACAUCUGUCUUGAAGAAACCCGUAAAACAAAACAGUGCAAGAUGCGUGACACUGACCAGUAAAUAAUUGAUUUGUUGAUUUCUGUUUAUGUUGUGUUAUUUCGAAGGCAUUUGGAUGACAGUAGAGUGAACAUGGGAUCAGAACAGAGCACACACCAAACACAGGGGCCAGCAAGCAGAGAAAGAUCAGCAGCACAGCUCCGAAGAGGGAAAUCAAUUCCUGAGAGAGAAGUUUUUGAUGAUGCUAACAGACCUGGAAGUAUAUCCCCUGGUCCAAGUAUUUGCUCAGAUUCUGACCUCCCAUAUAUUUCAUACACUGUCAACAGACCUAUUGGAGAUUCUCCUAAAUUGCAGCAGAAGCAUGGGAGUAGCAACCUGAAGCGUGGCAAGUCUUUAGGAAAUCCUGUGACCAGGAAGCCUUUUGUGCCAAAGAGGCAAUUAUCAGCAAUAAACAAAACAGUAACUAACAGCAUAGUUGUGGUGAAGUCAGCAACAAACAAUGAUUCAACUGACAAAGAUCCUGAUCUCAUUAGGUUACAGAUGGUACCAAUGUUCUUACCUAUUAUGCGAGGUACUCUCAACUUACCAGCAGCUAGAGAUCCAGAGGUACUUGAGCGACUGGAUCCCUCUGGCCCAUUAGCAUUAUGUCAGCGUUAUCAGCAUCAUCUGACACUAUGUAGUGAACUUGUCUCUUCAGAACAGGCUGCAAUAAAUCUACGUAUGCGAGAGAUUGAUGCAGAGGUUACGAGGCUACUGACCCUCAUGACAGAGAGGCAGAAACGAUGUGCUAAGUAUGCAGAGAAACUGAGUAAGGUGCAUGAACUGUCACACCAGUUGAACCGUUGUCACACACUUCUCAAUCAAACACUGGAAAGCAUGGAGACAUUAAACAACUGGCUCCCUGUUGAAGAUCGUCUUGAGCCUUUUGUAUGGACAACUGGAUAGCAGUAAUGGCAGUAUGCGUGAAGACACCCCGUGAUCAGUUCAGAAAUAAAUUUCACUGGCAUUACAGCACUUUCUCUUGAACUAGAAUGAAUUGUUUUCAUGUUAUCAAACUUUUAUCUCAUUAUUGUAAAUAACUGUAUAAUAGCACAUUGACUCAAUGUGCUUUUGAAUCAUUAAAUACUUGUUAUGACAAA
Molecule: messenger RNA, 1248 nt
Organism: Schistocerca cancellata (South American locust)
Lineage: Eukaryota; Metazoa; Arthropoda; Insecta; Orthoptera; Acrididae
Gene: BORCS5
Product: BLOC-1-related complex subunit 5
Exons: 6
Coding region: 242-1054 (270 amino acids)
Biological process (GO): positive regulation of anterograde synaptic vesicle transport; organelle transport along microtubule; lysosome localization
Cellular component (GO): cytoplasmic side of lysosomal membrane; BORC complex; synaptic vesicle membrane
Source: RefSeq, a predicted model, not a curated record